AUGUCCCCUGCCGGCGAAACUGAGUCUACUCCUCCACGCACCAAUGCACCAGCUUAUGGUGCUAGCAAAAUAGAAUCAACCCCAAACAGCCGUGGGGCUUCUGUUGUCAGCGAGAACAUCGGGGUGCUCGGUGUCAAAGUCAAGAAGGUCGGCCCAUGGAUUCAACGGGAUAUAGAGCAGGUCAAGGAGUGCAAGGCAGAUGCCAUGCUGCAAGCCCUCCUUCAGCGCGCUUCUUCUGCUCCCGAGACCGAACAGCCCGAGCUUCUGCAAAAGUGUCUCAAGGCGGUUCUGCCUGUUUGCAAUGGGCAGGCUUCUACUGCCCUCGUAAAGUCUUCUGACAUCGAGACAGCCCUCAACGAAUACGUAUGUCCAGGAAGAUCAGAGGUUGAUGGGAUGCGUGCUCCUGUCCCUGCCGUGGACAUGAUCUGCCAGCAGAACGAUAUGCCCAUGCACCAGAUGCACCAGACCAAGAAAUCGAUUCGGAAGCCCGACGUCGUGAUUCUUCCUUUGAAUAGCGCAUGCGCUCCCUUCCAGGAUGAGACGGGCAACAAGAAGGGCAAACAGAGCAACAAACAGAAGGGCGCACAAAAGAACGACGAGAAGGAUGACGACCAGCGCAAGAAGAAGCGCAAGGCUCAUAUGGACACGAAUGCAACAGCUAAGCCGAAAAAACUCCCAUGGAAAGAUGUUCUAGCUUGCAUCGAGUUCAAGAGAAAGACAGCUGGGAGGACGAAAGGGAUUAAGUCACCAUCCCCUACGUAUACAGCUGAAGUACCUGCGCCAGGCCCUUCGCAUACCCCAGCAACACAACCUGCGUCUGACACUGCAGCAGUUCAAUCUUCCGGCCUUACUACUGCACAACAUUCCAAGGGCAGGUCUAGCUCCAAGCGCAAGGCCACAGACACUUUGGAAGAAUCCGCUGCGAAAAGAUCCAAGGGGAACCACGACGACAAGGACACUGACGCUGACGCGGACGCGGAUCCAGAUGUGACCGUUCAGACGGGUCUGUAUGCCGCCGAGAUGUUUGCGGCCAAUCUUGGAGUCAAUUAUUUGCUGAAUAUUAUCGUCGUCGACGAUGUAAUGUGGAUCUGGUAUUAUGAUCGGCAAGGGAUCAUUCAAUGCUCAGGUAUCAACUUCAUUCAAGAUCUCCCGCGAUUCCUGGUGCUGUUGUAUGCUUUACAACGCUUCGACCUUCACGAUUGGGGCCGAAACAAAGACUUCCUCCCAAUCGAAGUUGAGGGGAAGCUAUGCCACGAAGUCAAAAUCGAUGACGAAAACCUUGGAGAGGUGGAUUUGCUCCUCCAUACCAGCCACGAUGAAAGAGUGAAGCACUACGGACUGCAAGGACGUGCGACCAAUGUGGUCCCUGUCACUAGCGAGGCGCUCACGAAGAAAUUCGGCAAGUUCGAGGAUGGGAUGGUGGCCAAGAUCUUUUGGGGAGAGGCGAGUCGCACUAGCGAGCCGGAGAUCCUGAAAAAGGUCGAGGAGAUCGCCAAGAGGCACGCGACUGUCCAAGACCAUGUUCCUCAACUGCUUUGGCACCACACGUUCACAAAUCCCACAGCCGCAAUCCGAGAAGCGCUCGGUGUUCCGGCACCCACUACAGGCAGUCGCGUGCUCUAUAUUCUUGUAUUCCCCAAGCUCCUCCCCAUCACCCAGCUUCACGGCAAAGAGCUUUUUGACGUCUGGCGUCAGUGUAUUUCAUGCCACCUUACUCUGUGGAAGGAAGGGGUCCAUCAUCGAGAUGUCAGUCCGGGAAAUCUGAUGUGGUACUGGAAAGACGACAAGCGGAUAGGCGUUUUGAACGACUACGAUCUAUCCUCGUUAGCAGAUGACUUAGGUCCUCGGGGUAAUGAGCGCACGGGCACGGUGCCGUUCAUGGCGCUCGAUCUCCUCACUGAAGAGGGUCAACGAGGCGAAGUCAAGCACCUAUAUCGUCAUGAUCUGGAGUCGUUCAUGUGGUGCUUCGCCUGGAUUUCCUUGCGUUACAAGAAUGGAGCCCCUCUACCACGGGGAUUGCGCCCCUUGGAUGAAUGGGCGACUUUAGGCGCUGUGGCAUGUGGCGAGAAGAAGUACGUUUUUCAGGGUCGUAUGAAGAAAUUUUCCGCACCCUCCCACAUAGACUCAUCCCUAUGGGCGUUCCUUGUGGAUUGUCUCGGUAUGCUUAACAGGCACCACUUCAAUCGAUGGGAAGCAGACACGCCGACGAACUGCGAAGAAUCAGAUUCAGAUAUUGAUGCUUUUCUACAGUCAUUCGAAAAUACCAAGGGUUGGGCUGCGCUCAGCAAACUUCUAUCAAAAUCUUCACAGUGAUUUUCUUUAUCCAUUACACUACCUACGGUUUGGGUUUGCUAGCUCUGAUACUUGCAUCGAUUGCCCGUGUUUGAUCCGUCUCCAGUAGAUAAACCAAUUGAAUAGAUGGUGGCUCACCAUUACGCAGAAUGAAACGAACAGAAAU
This is a messenger RNA of Suillus fuscotomentosus, 2458 nucleotides long. RefSeq lists its product as uncharacterized. The coding region runs from base 1 to 2313 and encodes 770 amino acids. The record is from RefSeq and is a predicted model, not a curated record. NCBI's taxonomy places the organism in Eukaryota, Fungi, Basidiomycota, Agaricomycetes, Boletales, Suillaceae. The transcript is spliced from 8 exons.